AUGAAUAAUACACAGAUACAUACACACACACGCACACACCAUGCACAUGCAUCACACAUACACACACAUACAUACACGUACACACGCAACACACACACACAUACACAUGCACACACAUACACAGACACAAAUAAUACACGAAAAUAUGGGAAUUUUGAGAAGCAGAAAAUACAAGAUGAUUCAUCAAAAGGUCAUGCGAAUUAA
Molecule: messenger RNA, 204 nt
Organism: Loa loa (African eye worm)
Lineage: Eukaryota; Metazoa; Nematoda; Chromadorea; Rhabditida; Onchocercidae
Exons: 2
Coding region: 1-204 (67 amino acids)
Source: RefSeq, a predicted model, not a curated record